Messenger RNA from Planococcus citri (citrus mealybug), 3030 nucleotides. It is a transcript of the gene Rph, whose product is annotated as Rabphilin. The transcript is spliced from 18 exons. The record is from RefSeq and is a predicted model, not a curated record. Gene Ontology annotation, biological process: regulation of calcium ion-dependent exocytosis; spontaneous neurotransmitter secretion; exocytosis. Bases 352 to 2502 code for a protein of 716 amino acids. Gene Ontology annotation, molecular function: small GTPase binding. Gene Ontology annotation, cellular component: synapse; membrane. Lineage: Eukaryota; Metazoa; Arthropoda; Insecta; Hemiptera; Pseudococcidae.
UAUUAAAAUUUUAUCACCAACCAAUCACAAUCGUAAUUUGUGUAAAUAUAUUGUUGAUAUAAGAAUACGUAAUGAAAAGUAGAAUUCGUAUCUGGUCGUCGUCAUUUGAAAAUGUUGGAAUUAAAUUAUUUUGUCGACGAAUACUAUUCAAAUGAAACAUGUCUUUGUCUUACUUAUCGUCGUAUAUUGCAUAAUUUCACUAAUUUUGCGGAAACAUGAAAAUCGAUCUGUUGCUUCCAUAAUUACCACCGAGUUCGGUUUCCCGCUGGAGUAAUUUUCAUAUCAGCUUAUUAAAUGAAGAAUUGAUACACCAUUUUCAACCCUUGUCUUCUUACCUCGACCAUUACCAUCAUGAAUAAUACAGAAAACGAACUGCAAAGCAAUUCAGUCAAAAGUCGCCCAAAGGGGCUUUAUCCGCUCAUAGUUCCAGAUGUCCCGACUGUUACCGAACCACCGCCGGAGAAAGAGAAACCCAGUUACAGAGCAAGAUUUUUCUCCAGAAUUAGUAACAGAGAAUCGAAAAAAGCGGACGAAUUUGAGCCUACUAAACCAAAAAAGGGUCCAAUUCCAGAAACGUUCAGUAGAUCAAAAAGUGUUUCCGACGAUAGAAGCAAUAAUUCGUUGAUUAAUUGGGUUUGCCCUAAUGAUCGACAAUUGAUGCUAAGAGCGAAACUACGUAUCGGAUGGUCAGUGAAAGCAGAAUUAUAUGAGAAGUACGGUUGCAAACCAAAACCACUGAGCGAAUCGGAACAAGAGAUCAUAUCAUCUGUGAUAAAACGUGCAGAAGCAUUGGAGAAGCAGGAACAAGAACGAAUAGGGCGUUUGGUUGAAAGAUUAGAUAACAUGAAAAAACAUUCUCUAGGAACUGGAACGAAACAAUGCGUACUUUGCGGAGACAAAUUCGGAUUUCUUGGCUCAGCUUGCAUGAUAUGUCAUGACUGUAAAAAAUGUGUUUGCACGAAAUGUGGUAUCGAAACCACCUGCGCCAAGCAGAGGGAAACUAUCUGGUUAUGUAAAAUAUGUGCCGAAACGAGAGAAAUGUGGAAAAAAUCUGGAGCCUGGUUCUAUAAAAGUAUGCCGAAAUAUGUGUUACCUCCGAAAACCGAUAUGUUCCCUAUGAAUUAUCGUAUGUGCGAACGAGAUCCUCUAUGGUCAAAUACAAUGGAAUCCGGUAAAGAAGAAGAAGAAAGUAGUUCAGAAGAUGAUGUCAGAACGACUCGAUCAGCUCCGGCAAGAUACAACCUGGCAAACAGUUCUGUUUCUCCUACAUCUCCUGGGAGUACUAAGAAUGUUCCGCCCAGUACAGCCAGUUCGUCAUCGCUGAGUUCCAGAAUGGCUAAAGUUACGAUUUCAGAAAGUAAUCAUAAUUUCGGAAAUAGAAAUAAAUUUCCCAACGAUCGCGUUUACCUUCGCGAAGAAAGUUUUGAAUCUGGUUCUAGUCGUACUCAAAGUUCCGAAUCGGGUGGUUCAGUUCCUCAGAUUUUUGUGAAUUACUGUGAUGCGGAGUCUGGUUUUGAAUCUAAUAAUCGUGAAUUAUCAGGAUCUGAUAAAAGUUCCGUAUCGAGCGGCGUAAUAGGUCAUCAUGCUAAUGAAGAAUAUCCGGAAGAGGAUUCAUCGGUCGACUCGGUUCCUAAAGUAGAUUCUAGUAUGGGCACAAUUGAACUUAGCAUUCAGUACGAUCCUGAUGCAAAUUCCCUUCAUAUUUCUUUGCACAGUGCGAAGAAACUUAAAGCAAUGGAUAUUAAUGGUCAUUCGGAUCCAUUCUGUAAACUAAAUUUAUUACCUGUUGGGGCUAAAUCAUAUCGAUUGCGUACGAGAACAGUAAAUAAAACUGUGAAUCCGGAAUUCAACGAAACCUUGACGUUUUACGGGAUCACUGAUAAUGACAUUUUAACGCAGUCUCUUCAUAUACUUAUUUUAGAUGACGACAAAUACGGUCAUGAUUUUUUAGGAGAAGCUAAAUUUCCUCUACACAAGUUGAAACCUCGCGUUACUAGAGAUUUAUGUCUUAAUUUAGAAAAACAUAUCCCGGGUGAUUUGGAAGAUGAAGUUUGGGGAGAAGGAUGUGGCUCAAAUGGUCAGAUUGCCUUGACAUUAUUAUACUCGACUAGAAAACGAGCAUUAAUUGUUGGUGUUGUACGGUGUUUUAAUCUCAUACCUAUGGACAGUAACGGAUAUUCCGACCCAUUUGUCAAGUUGUGGUUAAAGUCUCCAGAAGGAUCCUCGCCAAAAUACAAAACUAGUAUUAAAUGGAAAAACUUGAAUCCCGUAUACAACGAAGAAUUUAUUAUCGAUACGAAAAUAACUGAUCUCUCGAGAAAGUCGCUUAUCAUCACUGUUUGGGACAAAGACCCCGGAAGAAGUAACGAUUAUUUAGGUUCUCUGGAAUUAGGAUGCCAUUCGAAAGGAGAACGUUUAAGGCAGUGGAUCGAUAUGAUUAAAUAUCCUGAUCAUAAACACGAAGGCGUUCAUAAUUUAAGCGAAGAAGUUAUACGUCAUUAAAAAUAUUUUAUUUGUUUAUGUCGAAAACUAUAUCAAACUUAUCGCCAAAUAUUUUUAUAACAAAUUUUCUAAUUUUUCAAUUCUUUGUACCAAGUUACUUUUAUAUUUCUUAACAAAAUAUUUUUUAUUAGCUUUUUAAAAAACUCAAUUGAUGUGUAUCCUGUUGAACAGUAUUUUUAUUAUUUUAUAUAUGUUGAAAAUUAUUGAUUGUUUCACCAUUUUCUGUUGUUGAUGUUUUAAAUAUUGGUGUUUUCUUACCACUAUAUACUUUUUUUGAGACAUUCCUAUAUCGACGUUGAAUUAAGCAUAUCUAGUCUUGUAAUUUUAAAAUGCCUUAAAUUUAAUGUUUUUUUUUUUUUUAAAUUAAACGUAUUGCCAAUUCCAACCAAGAAUAAGAUCUCUGCUACGAAAAAUAGCAUUUAAUUUUUGUAUCGUUAUUCGUUUGUGUGUAUACAGAUAAAUUGUUAAUUACCUACUAUUCAUUGUUCUGUUUUGAAAGCUUUCAAUAAAUAUCUGUCCAAUUUUCAA